AUGUGGUACAUCGUAGGUACUUCCAUGUGGGAUUCCAUGUCUGUUGUUCAACAAGAGGAGAAACUGGAGGAACUGCAUGUUUUAGCAGAAGAUGCACUUGAAAAUAAUGACUUUCUGUCCAUGUCCAAUCUGCCAGGAGCCUUCAGAAAUUACAGUGACCUUCAGGAGCCUGAGAGUAUGGUGUUUUCCCUUUACAUGAAAGCAAUUUAUAUGAAGGUGAAAAGAGAGAGACAUUUCCUGCCUGCGUUCUUAGUUGCAUAUCCAUGUUUGGAAAAAUGGUCUGAUGUCAUGUCACCAGAUCAGGAACAACUAGCAAGGUGGUGGAUUGAGAAAGGCAUAAAAUCAGAUGGUGUAAAACAGUUUACAAAACUGGAAGGACAUACAAAACAGGAGACAGCAGUGGAAUGCCUACUGCUUAGACAGGAAUGGGAGAGGUGUUAUUUCAUUAGACUGCUGCACAACCUCUCCUUGGAAGACUUCAAUGAAAAUCAGGAGAUCUCACCCAAUCUGAAUGCUGACCUCUCAUCUUUCUCAGAUGACCUUUUGGAAUCAACAAGUAUAUUGAGAGUAGCAACUGCCCGAAAACUGUGGCAAGUCAAAUCCUCUUUUCAGCUAAAAGUUACAUGGGGAGACUGUGCUGUGUGCCUUUUGACUGAACUUAUACAGCAUCAGGAGAGAGAGCUAAGGAGUGCUGUGAUGAUUUUGGUUAGUAAGAAUGAAGAGAACUGCCUUGCCCUUCAAGACCAAUAUGAAAGUGAACUAAAGGAAAAACGAUCAGACCACUUAAUUUGGUUACUUUUUUCUCAUCAAAUGAAAAAUGCUUUAGUCAUCCAACCAACUGAUAAUGCACAGGCCCAUGAAGAAGGCUUUACUGAAGAAGAUGCAAAUGUGAAAACUGGUAACAAGCCUGAAGCUCACUCAGAGAUUUCAGCAGUGGAAGAAGAAACCCAUCAAAUAAUUCUGACCCAACAAGAAGAAAACGAGAUCUGCUCUGCAUGUGGAAAUGCCCUUACUGCUAAUGAAAUACCCUACUUGGAAGUCAUGGGAACUGAAGAUAUGACUGAGGAAUACAGUAAAUUAGAUGAAAUUUGUGUGGAAGGAGAUGUAAGUGGACACAUCCCAAACUAUGAAAAGCAAGGUUCCCUCAUUGCAUCUGCAUGGAGCAAAGAUACAGAAGAUAUCAGAGACACUGAGCAUGAGGCAGAAGAAACUGGACAAACAGAUAAGCAAAGACAUGAGAUUUUGCUGAGAGAAACGAAUGAAGAACUGCCUCCUGGAUCAGCCAAAUCCACCAAUUCACUUUUCAGAGAAGAACCUAUACAAGCUGAAGAUACAAAGAAAGAAGAGUUCUCAUGCAAAGAAAUAGGCAUUGUGUAUAUUAAAUUCUCCUUGUUUUCCUCUUCAUGA
Messenger RNA from Erpetoichthys calabaricus (reedfish), 1407 nucleotides. RefSeq lists its product as uncharacterized. The transcript is spliced from 10 exons. The coding region runs from base 1 to 1407 and encodes 468 amino acids. The record is from RefSeq and is a predicted model, not a curated record. NCBI's taxonomy places the organism in Eukaryota, Metazoa, Chordata, Cladistia, Polypteriformes, Polypteridae.